Drechmeria coniospora is the source of this 1338-nucleotide messenger RNA. RefSeq lists its product as uncharacterized. NCBI's taxonomy places the organism in Eukaryota, Fungi, Ascomycota, Sordariomycetes, Hypocreales, Ophiocordycipitaceae. The coding region runs from base 1 to 1338 and encodes 445 amino acids. Gene Ontology annotation, molecular function: NADP binding; glutamate-5-semialdehyde dehydrogenase (NADP+) activity. The record is from RefSeq and is a predicted model, not a curated record. The transcript has 2 exons.
AUGUCUCUCACCAACGCCACCGCCGAGGUCGCCGCGGCUGCUGCCAAGACGGCGUCCUUUGCCCUCGCCGCUCUUCCAGCGUCUGACCGCAACGCGGCCCUCGACGCCAUUCACGACGCCCUCGCCGGCGCCCGCGACGAAAUUCUCACGGCAAACGCCCGCGACCUCGACCGCGCCCGCCAGGCCGUCGCCCAAGGCACCCUCGCCGACUCCCUCGUCUCACGCCUCGACCUCGGCCGACCGGGCAAGUGGGAGGAUAUGCUGAAAGGCAUCCUCGACGUCCGGGACCUCGACGAUCCGCUCGGCAAGGUACAUAUGCGUACCCGGCUCGACGACGACCUCAUCCUCGAGCGCGUCUCCUCCCCCAUCGGCGUCCUCCUCGUCAUCUUCGAGGCCCGGCCCGAGGUCAUCGCCAACAUAGCCUCCCUCGCCAUCAAGUCGGGCAACGCCUGCAUCCUCAAGGGCGGCAAGGAGUCGACCGAGUCCUUCGUCGCCAUGGCCGCCGUCAUGGCUCGCGCCCUCGGCGGCGGCGCCGUCCCGAGCGCCGCCGUCCAGCUCGUCACGAGCCGCGACGACAUCGCCCAGCUGCUCUCCCAGGACCGGUACAUCGACCUCGUCAUCCCCCGCGGCUCCAACGAGCUCGUCCGCGCCGUCAAGGCCGACACCCGCAUCCCCGUCCUCGGUCAUGCCGACGGCCUCUGCUCCAUCUACCUCACGGCUGAUGCCGACGCCCAAAAGGCGGCCCGCGCCAUCGUCGACGCCAAGACCUCCUACCCGGCCGCCUGCAACAGCGUCGAGACGCUCCUCGUCCAGGACACGGCCCUCCUCACCCACUUCCGUCCCGUCGCCGUCGCCCUCGCCGCCGCCGGCGUCAGCCUGCGCUGCGACCCGGCCGCCGCCGCCGUCGUCUCCGACGUGCCCGGCAUCGUCGUCCAGCCCGCCGUGCCGGCCGACUACGACACCGAGUUCCUCGCCCUCACCCUCGCCGUCAAGACAGUCUCGACCCUCGACGAGGCCGUCGCCCACAUCAACGCCCACGGCUCCCACCACACCGACGCCAUCUUCACGGCCGACGCGGCCGACGCCGAGCGCUUCAUGGCCCAGGUCGACUCCGCCGGCGCCUACUGGAAUGCGUCGACGCGCGUCGCCGACGGCAUGCGCUACGGCUUCGGCACCGAGGUCGGCAUCUCCACGAGCAAGAUUCACGCCCGCGGGCCCGUCGGCCUCGAGGGCCUCACCAUCUACAAGUACAAGGUCCGGGGCGACUACCAGCCGACGGCCCAGUACGGCGAAGGCGACGGUCGCCGGCCGUGGAAGCACGAGGCCAUGCCCAUCUGA